AUGCACAAAAUGGUCUAUGAAUAAGGUGAGAUGAUAUUUUAAAGUGUACGGGGAAUCUAUUUCUCACUUGUACCUGCGUUCAUUUCGCUGUGCGAGAUAGAAUGUAUGCAGCCACGUUUAUACCGACAGCCGAUCUUUGGUUGAUUCUACCUGAUGAACCUUGAGAAUAUAUUUGUCCAGCACAGACGAAAUGCAGCAUUUGUUGUCCAAACAUUUACAUUUUUAGAUUGUAACUAGUGAUGCAUACUUAGUUUUCUGUUUUUAAAGUCAAUUUGAAAUAUUAUAUUUUGGAACUGUCUUAUUUCAUGCACCAAUUAAAAUAGUCGAAAAGUUAAAAAGUCACAAUGACAAUAUGCUCCAUUUGCCUUGAACACCUUGAACAACCAGUGUGCUGUAUUCCUUGUGGACACCUUUACUGCAAUCGAUGUAUCAGGGACUGGAGAAAUAGACACAACAAUCGAUGUCCAGAAUGCAGGGAACCAUUCACAACAGUACAGUCUAUAUACUUGGACACUGAAUCUAUCAAAGAACUGUUUAUUGAACGGACAAGACUAAACGAUUCCGUUGAUGAACUAACAGCAACUAUUGACAAUUUGCGCCAGAAUCCAUCAAAUGAAGGCAAUAACCAUUUACAUUCUGAAGUAGAAGAGGUACAGACCUUAAAUGCAGUAUUGUUGAGUGAUAUAGACCAGAAGGUGCUAGAGUUCGAGGAAAUGAAAGACAAAUUUGAAAGAGCAGAAGCAAUUUGUGAGAGUCUACAAAUUCAGAAUAGUGUAUUAAAUCUAGAACUUAAACGAGCCAACAUUCGGAAUAGAUCUACUCCACCUGUAAAAGGUUUCAGACGGAUGAUUUUCUUAAUUGAGAAAAAGGUCCUUGAUUCAAUAAUGUUUAUUGAAGAUAAUAGUGUUGCCCAUUUUGCUACAAUCAUCUUUCUGAUCUUCACAUCAGUUUGCUUCUUAUAUCUUGGUGUAUGUAUAUUAACUGAAUGGUUUUCGGAAAAACCUGAUUUCCUAGAAGAUGUAGUUGUGCGACACUUAGGGUUCUUGAGCGAAAGCAAUACUUAUAUAACAUCAACGUUUUCAUCAGUGGCAUCAUAUGUCCUAAAUGUUAUUAGACUGUGUAUUACAGCAUGUAUAAACUAUAUACGAAUGUGUACUAAUAUCAUUGAUGAGAAGGUCAGCCCAUAUUUGAACGAAGACAUACAAAAUUAUGAUUACAAACUUAUUGUCUAUUGGACUUGUCAAGUAGUUUAUUCAGUUUUUGUCAUACUGUUUGCUUUUUGUAUUUUUGUGAUCGGUUCCUUUUUGGUAUUACUUAUGUGUAUUUGUUUAAUAUUUUCCUAUGCUUUAUUGAUUUCUAUCUACCUAUUCCUGUUCAUUUGUAUAGGUGCAUUGCUCAGUCUCAAAACUUUGUUACAGGCUUUUCUUUUGCGCUAAUUACCUUGCAACAGACCAAUUUAAAAGAGUUGUUGCAAAGGUUAAUUGACAAUCAAUUCAAAUAGCAUACCACUCUCCCUAUUUUAGACAUUGGAGACAUUGUGCAUAUUUUAUUAUUCCACAGAGAUGGUCAUCUUUAGCAGCUAUAUAGAGAAAAGCCUUAUUUACAAUAAGAUAUUUGUAUACUCUAGUCAACCUUUUGAGGUCUAUAGUGACAAGGUUAUUGAUGAAUUAUAUAUACUGU
Mytilus trossulus (common blue mussel) is the source of this 1680-nucleotide messenger RNA. RefSeq lists its product as uncharacterized. The coding region runs from base 345 to 1436 and encodes 363 amino acids. Lineage: Eukaryota; Metazoa; Mollusca; Bivalvia; Mytilida; Mytilidae. The record is from RefSeq and is a predicted model, not a curated record. Gene Ontology annotation, biological process: protein autoubiquitination. Gene Ontology annotation, molecular function: ubiquitin-protein transferase activity; metal ion binding. The transcript has 7 exons.